This is a messenger RNA of Brienomyrus brachyistius, 3870 nucleotides long. RefSeq names its product growth factor receptor-bound protein 14 (gene grb14). Gene Ontology annotation, cellular component: plasma membrane; cytoplasm. Gene Ontology annotation, biological process: insulin receptor signaling pathway; negative regulation of insulin receptor signaling pathway. The record is from RefSeq and is a predicted model, not a curated record. Lineage: Eukaryota; Metazoa; Chordata; Actinopteri; Osteoglossiformes; Mormyridae. Bases 144 to 1694 code for a protein of 516 amino acids. The transcript has 14 exons.
AGCGCAGCGUGAAGUGAACACAGAGCUGUUCUCUCGAAAGCCCCCAAACCUCCAUCCCUCUCGCUGCUUCCCCCCACCCCCCACCUGCUUCUUGCAAACAGCCCAGAUGACGCCCGGCACUUGAGUCAGACCCAGCUAGCGCCAUGAGCGACGCCCUGGAGGAGCUGCACACCGGGGGAGGCACCAUUUUCCCCCGGCCGCUCAGGAAGAACAGUGCCGUCGCCUUUUCAGGCCCUUCUUUCAUCCCACUGGAAGUCCGUCUGCUGCCACCUGGCAAGGGACAUAGGAAAAGUAAGGAGAGGGAGGAGAUCUUGGCUGCCACAAUACCAAAUCCCUUUCCAGACCUCCUCUCAACCGCAGUCUCAUCUCUAGUCUCAGGUUGCUUACUGCCAUGGACCAAAAACUGCACAACUCAGGUGAUUAAAGUGUUCAGUGAGGACAACACGAGCCGAGCAAUAGAGGUCCCCAGUGACAUCACGGCGCGAGAUAUCUGCCAGCUGUUCAUUCUGAAAAACCACUGCAUCGACGACCACAGCUGGACGCUGUUUGAGCAGCUGUCACACCUGGGCAUAGAAAGAACCAUUGAAGACCAUGAAUCUGUUAUCGAAGUUCAGUCUAGCUGGGGCAUGGAUACCGACAGCAAGCUGUGUUUCAGGAAGAAUUACGCCAAAUACGAAUUCUUCAAGAAACCCCUGGACUUUUUCCCUGAACACAUGGUGUCCAUUUCAAGUGAAACCAAUGGGAUAAUGAAUCAUUCACCACUAAUUGAGACGUUUCUCAACUCCAGAUCAUGUCCCGAAAUCCAUGGGUACCUUCACGCUAGAGAACAGGGAAAGAGAACCUGGAAGAAGUUCUACUUCAUCCUCAGGAGGUCCGGGCUCUACUUCUCCAACAAAGGGACGUCGAAGGAGCCGCGACAUCUACAGUUCGUCGCAGAGUUCGGCGACAGCGACGUCUACACGUUACUCUCAGCCCGGAAGAUGCACGGCGCUCCCACAGACUACGGAUUUUGCAUUAAGCCAAACAAGUCAAGCUCCCCCCGUGACUUGAAGCUGCUCUGUGCCGACGAGGAGCAUAGCAGGACCUGCUGGGUGACGGCCUUGCGACUUUUCAAGUAUGGGAUGCAACUGUACCAGAACUUCCUCCAUCCACAUCAAAAACAGAAAUCUUCACCCAUGAGGAGUAUCUCUGAAAACUCCCUGGUGGCCAUGGACUUCUCAGGACACAAGAGCCGGGUGAUAGAGAAUCCCUCAGAGGUGCUGUCGGUGGCCGUGGAGGAGGGGCUGUCCUGGAGGAGGAAGAGCUGCCAUCGUCUGAGUUGCCACGGAAGCCCUUCCACCUCUCAGAGUCCCGUAGCCAGCUUAGCCCUCCACAGAGCUCAACCUUGGUUCCACAGCAGACUGUCCAGAGACGAGGCUCAUCGACUGAUCACCCAGCAAGGCCUUGUUGAUGGGGUUUUCCUUUUAAGGGACAGCCAAAGCAACCCCAAGACGUUUGUCCUGUCACUGUGCAACAUGCAAAGAAUCAAACAUUUUCAGAUCCUACCUGUGGAGGAUGAGGGGGAGCUGUUCUUCAGCUUGGACGAUGGCCAGACGCGAUUCACCGAUCUCAUCCAGCUGGUUGAGUUCUACCAGCUGAACAAGGGCGUUCUGCCCUGCAGGCUGAAGCACCACUGCUCCCGGGUCGCCCUCUGAGCCGGUGGGCGCUCGAGAGAGAGCCGCCAGCUCAGGGCUCGAUGCACCUUAACCACAGCGGCUCCCUGGGGAAACCCCCCCCCACCCCCCCCCCAACCCCCCCGAUAUGCGCACCGUGCCUUCGACAGGAGAAGCCCUUGAAGCGAAUACAGCCAGAAUCUGACAGGUUGCAUCCCCCACGCCUACCCAUUGUGACACACGACAAGUCCUUUCCCCGUUGCUUUGAUCGGAACGUUUUUUUUUUCUCCAGUAGGAGAGGGAAUGCAAGAUCCAUUUUGGGAGACAGUCGGGGGGGAAGACUGCAUGCAGUGAUGGUUUUAAUGCCAAUGUCAGUUGGUUGAUAAUUGAGAUUUGGCCUGUUACGGGUGUUUCGAAACUUCAAGGGAGAGAACAGAUGCCACGAGCACAGAAGACAAAAAAAUAGCUACUUAAAUGCCAGACAACGUACUGUAUAUAGUGUAGCGCUGAAUGUGUUUAUAUAAUGUUUCAGCAUGUGGGGCUAAAACCCAUUUCGGGACUGAGAGCAUUUCAGUGGAAGCUCAUUGUUUGCCACUAGCUUGUUUUCACGAAAUCUAAACCGAGUCUUGUUGCAUUUGAUAGUAUUUUAUUUUAUUUUGUUUUUCUUUUUGUAAUCUGUUUUAGUAGGGUGAAUAUUUGACUAUAGCCAUAUGGAUCAUAUGCGAGUUGGUACUGUUGCAGUGAACCUGUCCGCUUACGGUUCACAUGGAAGGGGCAUUCACAAAUCAGGUUGGACAGGGGAGUCCCAAGCACACAGGGACUGCAGUGGUCCUCUGUCCUCUAAUCUUCACUAAGCUUGCGACUGUUGAAUUUCACUUGUUCGCUCACAGAUCAGCUCCACGAUCUCCUGAGCAAGCUAAGCCCUGCCCGACACGUUAUUGAACAACAUGAGGUAUCCAGGUGUUGUUUUUUUUUUUUCUUACACGAAUGUGACUGGCUGAAGGAAGAAGAAGCAUUGGGACAUUUACGAAGGCCGCAGAAACGGCGAGCAGCCUGCUUUAAUGGCCGGAUAUGCUCAUUGUAAACAUGAACACGUCACAUUAGCCUGUACUGUACCUUUAAGUGGAAUGUAUUGAUUAUUUCUGAAAGGAUGCCAUCAUCCGUUUCCUUGACAGUUUCGGGAUUUAAUUUAAUGGUUAAAAAUGGCAAGAAGUUAUGCAAAUAAAAUCGUAUUAAAGCUAAUAUUGUAAAAGGUUAAACCAGGGCCACAAAACACCUUUGACUAGUUUAAGUAUCAAUGUCAAAAACGUAUUGCUAGUAGCUACAGUUCAAUCAAGUGAAAUAGUGCGAACCAGCCACGUUAAACGGGGUACCAACCUUUCUAAAAAUAAUUUACAACACUCAUAAAUUGUUGCACUUCUAACACAAGUGAAAGAACGACGAGAUUUUGACGCAAUGCACUUUUCCUACAUAGGCACAAGGAUACGUCAUUUUAUUUCAUAACCUAAGAGCAAGUGUGUUGAGAACAAAUGAAUGUCUCAGACUGCAAUGUUUUGUACAAGUCUAAGUGUUUUUGCACUGUAUGCAUUCUGUCUUGCAAUUUUUAAGUAUCUACAGCUAGCUGUACGGUAAACACGCAUUUUUAAAGCCGUUCUACACCCACGAAGAGAAUUUUAUUUCAUAUCCCAUUAAGUGAUCUAGACUGAAUUAUUUGCACUGUAGUUGGCACACUGUAACAUAUUAUUUCUGAUCCUAAAGAUAAAUAUUGGCUGUUUAAGGACUGUUGGAACACGUUUAGGCGAUUACAAACGUACAUACGUUUUUUUUUUUUUUUUUUUUCUUCCUUUGUGUGUCUGGUUAUGUAGGCUUUACUUACAUUUUAUAUGGACCUAAACACGUAGCUUUGAAUGUAAGUAAAAUGACUGUAUAUAAUUUAACGCCCGCCGUAAUGUUUCCCCGACUUCAUUUUCUACACUUGCUUUGUUUGUUAUUGUGUGGUCUGCAGUUUCUACAAAGCCAGUAACUUUGAACUUGAUGUUUCAGGAGAGAUCGGCUCUCUCUUGUGUCACAUUAUGAAGUGGCAAAGAAACAAAGAAAAUAUUGCUUGGCAUUGUUGGGUUGAAACCGAGUGAUAUUUUGUAGAAAUGUUAAACUACCUGCUUGAUGUUUACAGAGCCAUUUCCAAUUAAAAUAAUGCAAUUAAAAUAUUUUACCUUUC